Molecule: messenger RNA, 925 nt
Organism: Spea bombifrons (plains spadefoot toad)
Lineage: Eukaryota; Metazoa; Chordata; Amphibia; Anura; Pelobatidae
Product: testis-expressed protein 47-like
Exons: 6
Coding region: 1-666 (221 amino acids)
Molecular function (GO): blue light photoreceptor activity; FAD binding
Source: RefSeq, a predicted model, not a curated record
AUGUUUGUAUCUAUUUUUAUUCAGAAGAUAACACUUAACCGGCUGAUUUAUGUGGCGAAGAUCUCCCCAUCGUGUAUGGACCACAGAAACAUAACAGAUCAUUAUGAAAAACUCUUCUAUAAAAUGCUAAAAUCCCACCACGGAGACACUGUGUCGGGAUUAUUGCUCAUCUAUCCCAGCUGCGUUAUUCACAUUAUAGAGUCUUCCAGUCAAGCAUUAUACGCCAUUCUUCAAGAUCUUGCGCAGCUUCAGAACCAGGAUGCAAGGUCGAUGCUAGAGAGCUCCAAGGUCCUGGUGUUUUCGCAGAAGGUCCCAAACCGGCUGUUCCUACAGUGGUAUUUCCGUAUCAUCAAUUUCCCCGUCGUUUAUCUGGGGAGCUUCAUAGAGGAGCAAGCUGCAGCGAGCGUGCUGGAGGACUGUCUUAGGCUCCUUCUAAAGUUAGGAGUAUUUCUUUCCCAGACGCUAAAACUCGGUAGCAAAGGUCCGGGUGAAAGCCUCCACGACCUAGCCCCGCAGCUCUUGGUUAGAGAAGAGGUGAUCCGCUUUCUCGUUACAUCCGACACGCUGCUGACACCAGAACAGUUCCUGGCGAUGUACGCAAGACCUUUAAACAGCCCCGGGGAUUCAGAUCAAGUGUGGCCGAUACCUCAGCAUCUGCAUCUCUAGAGGCCACGACGCUCGUCCUUCAUGACUCGCGGACCUUGAGAACUUUCCACGCCGCAUUUCUCAUGAAGGACGCCAAAUUUAUAAAAAUAUUUUCGUCUGCGUAAAACCUUUACUGGAUCCGGCUUAAAGGCCUGCCUAAAACUGGAUGGAUUCCCUCGGUUUUAGCUACGGACAAAAGUGUUGUCCCAAGAUAUCGAUGAUCUACUUAAAUUAGUUCAUAUAGGUUCCUAAAUUGUGAAAUUAAAAAAUCCUGAAUAUA